Molecule: messenger RNA, 1295 nt
Organism: Merops nubicus (carmine bee-eater)
Lineage: Eukaryota; Metazoa; Chordata; Aves; Coraciiformes; Meropidae
Gene: CDR2
Product: cerebellar degeneration-related protein 2, 62kDa
Exons: 4
Source: RefSeq, a predicted model, not a curated record
AUCUUCACCUUGCUGCUGAGCUAGGGAAGACACUACUGGAUCGUAACACUGAACUAGAAGAAUCUUUACAGCAAAUGUAUGCAACAAAUCAAGAGCAGCUGCAGGAGAUAGAGUACCUCACAAAGCAAGUGGAGCUCUUGCGUCAGAUGAAUGACCAGCAUGCCAAAGUCUACGAACAGCUGGAUGUGACAGCAAGAGAACUAGAAGACACUAACCAAAAACUAGUUGCGGAGAGUAGAGCUUCACAACAAAAGAUAUUAAGCUUGACAGAAACCAUUGAAAAUCUACAAAUGCACAUAGAUGACCUCCAACGACAAGUGGAAGAACUGAAAAAGUCUGGACGAGGCCGGAUGAGCCAAGAAAGAUCUGACCAGCCACGAUCAAUGCAUAGUUUCUCCUGUUUGAAGGAGCUGUAUGACCUUCGCCAGUAUUUUGUUUAUGAUCAUGUGUUUGCAGAAAAGAUUACUUCAAUGGAUAGCCAACUAAGUCCUCUAGAAGAAGAAAAUGAGAACUUAAAAAAGGCAGUUACAGUUCUGCAAGCCCAACUUAACCUAGAAAAAGAGAAGAGGGUAACAAUGGAAGAGGAAUAUAGUCUUAUGGUAAAAGAAAACUCUGACCUUGAACAGAGGCUUGUUGAUGUAGACUUGUAUCGGGCUCGUGCAGAGGAGUUGGAAGUGGAAGUAGCUGAAAUGAGACAAAUACUUCAGUCUGAAAAUACAUUCCAUAAUGCAGAGAAAUUGGUGCCAGAAUCCUUCUUCAUUUCAUUCAGAGAGUCUUUAGAAAGGGAGCUUGGUCAGAGCCCGGCAGAUGAUGGACUUCUGACUCUAUCAGAGCUUGAGAAGAAGGCACUGAAACGGAGCAGCAGUGAAACCUUCCUAAGCAGUGCUGCAGGGGGAGACAUCCUGAGGGGCCAUGAAGAAACGUGUAUUAGGAGAGCUGAAGCUGUGAAGCAGCGAGGAAUCUCUGUACUCAAUGAAGUGGAUGCUCAGUAUAAUGCUCUGAAAGUGAAGUAUGAGGAACUUCUGAAGAAGUGUCAAAUGGAUGAAGAUUCUUUGAAACACAAGGCUGUACAAACACUGAAGCAGUAUUCCAAAGACCUAAAUGUGGGGAAUACCCAGUAUGAUCUUUCAGCUAGCAACCCAGAAUUCACAAAUGUGGAGCUAAGUGACUGUCCCCCAAGUGCUCUUCCUGAAUAUAAAGCACUCUUCAAAGAAAUUUUUAGUUGUAUCAGAAAAACAAAGGAAGAAAUAGAUGAACACAGAGCUAAAUACAAGUCCCUCUCCUCUCAGCCGUAA